GGCUAACAUGGCUGAGGUAAACAUGUCUGGCCGUCAGCUGGUGACUCUUGAAGCUUAGAGGAGAUUCUCAGAGGGAGGAGAACUCGGUACACCUUAACACUCGUAGAGGAGACCACACCUCCCUCUGGAAUCUCAGGGAGAAGAGGAGCUCUUCACACACCACCACCACCACUCACCCAACAUAGAGACCAUUCAUUGGAGGGUGAGGUGCAGUGGUCUUCACACGACCUCAACGGGAGGAGUGGUCUUCACACGACCUCAACGGGAGGAGAGGUCUUCACACGACCUCAACGGGAGGAGAGGUCUUCACACGACCUCAACGGGAGGAGAGGUCUUCACACGACCUCAACGGGAGGAGAGGGCUUCACCCUCCACCCAGCGUAUAGGAGACCUUCACCCACUGGAUCAUGACCGCCUUCACCCACUAGAACAUGAAGAAAUUUAGGACAGAAAAAAUAAUGGCUAAUGUGAACGAGUAUCUGAAGAGGAGAAAUUUGGAGAAUCAGACAUCAGGGGGAACAGUAACAGAGCAGCAAGCUGGAGUAUUAGGCCUGGUGUCUCCCUCUACACCCAAUAGCUUCACCUUCUCCACCACCUCAACUCACCAUUCACACAUUGAUCAUCAGUAUGUCAGGCUCAAGUCAUGGAUGAUGGAGGCAAGUGAACCAUGUCGAUCAGAGUUGUCACAGGUGUUGUUUCCUCUGUUUAUUCAUCUUUACUUGGAGCUGGUGGCUGGCACAGGACGGCAAGCAGCCAAGAAGUUUUUUGUAAAGCACUAUCAGGUAUUCUUAGUUAAUCGUGACUAUGAAAACACACUAUCACAGGUGCUGAAUGCAGCUAACAUAAAUGCAUCGGGAGAUAUGAACUCGUCUCCUAUUAUUCAGAAUCUCAAAAGUGGUAAAUACCUGAUACGUCUGAGUGAGCUAACUUUGAAUUACUUCUUACGAUACCUCAAAGCCACAGAAAACCCAAUUUUACUACAGAUCUUUAAUACAUAUAUAGAGGUGGAAGUGGAUGACUCCAGUGCUGGUAGUUCAGGAGCAGUUUUCCGUAGCCCAGAGCUAAACUGCAAUUCAUCAAAUGCUUUAGUAAAUGGUCACACACCAGAGUCUAUGUCAUCUGAUUCAGCAAUAACCUCAGCAGAUGGACUGGACUGCAGUCAGGAGGAGUUACAAAAAAUGAAAGAUGUGAUGGCCCGUAUUAAGUUAGCUCAUCCUGCCCCACCAUCAUUGUGCGUAUAUACUGUUUCUAAUGCCUAUAAUGGCUUAAGUUGUGCCAGUGUUAAUACAGAAGGCAGAUUGCUGGCUUGUGGAUUUGAAGACAGUGUCAUUAAAAUGUGGAAGCUAACUCCUCCAGUACAUAAUGUAGGGUUUAGAAAGGUUAGUACCGUAUUAGGACCCAGAGGUGGAAUAUCACAUACCCUGUUAGCAUGUGAUAAUUCACGUAUUGAGGAUGAUGGUGAUGUCAGAGAAGAGGAAGAAAGAGAAGAGGAAGAAAUGAUAGCAGAGGCAAGGAAUGGCGGCAGAAGAAGAAACCGUGGAGGAGAGCUCUUUGCCCUAAGAGGACACAGUGGACCUAUUCUUGAUACUGCAUUUACACAUGAUUCAACUUACCUACUGUCUGUCAGCGAAGACACGACUAUGCGUCUGUGGGAUUUGGAAAGUGGUCAGGCAGUUGCUCUUUAUAGAGGCCACAACUAUCCUGUGUGGUGUGUGGGAAUUGCACCACUCACUAUGUAUGUAGUAACUGGUUCCUACGAUAGCACUGCUAGAUUGUGGACCACGGACUGCACAUAUCCCUUACGCACUAUGGCAGGUCACACUCAAUCGGUAGAUUGUGUAGCUUUUCACCCCAAUGGCACAUAUGUAGCCACUGGAUCUUGUGACCGAACAGUUAGGCUAUGGCAAGUAACAGAUGGGGAUGCCGCGAGGAUCCUGCUCCAUCAUAAGGCUGCCAUCAAUGCUGUAGAAUUUUCUCCAAAUGGAAAAUACCUAGCUUCAGGAAGUGAUGAUGGAGCAGUUGUGGUGUGGGAUCUGGCUGGUGGGCGGGUGCUUACUGAGCUAAGUAGUGGAUGCCAGGGUAGCAAUGGAAGCACAGAAGUCUCACCACACCUAGAGUCCAUGGUUGGCCUCUGCUGGUCCUCCGACUCGUCUCUCUUAAUCUCUGCCUCCAGUGAUGGCUGUGUGCGCACCAGUUAUCUUGAGCAGGCACCAUCUAGUGAUGGAGGAGCUACAUGGGAGCUGGAUGAGGUGUGUCAGGUUCAGUGUGGUGGAAGUACAAAUGGAGGAAUGGGUAGUAAUGGAGGUGGACAACUACUUCAUACCUCCCUUACAUGUCAUAACUACCUCACUGCUGUCACUGCUCUUGAUGUCGAGAGAUAAAAUCUGAUCUGAUAUAACUUACAUCAUUGCUGAGGGUUUCUACUUCAGCGGCUGUAAAGAAUCAAAUUUUUAAGUUCUGCAAAGUCAUUAUAAAAAAUGAAGUCUUCUUUUGAUAUCAAAUUUAUUUGUGCAUUAGUAUUCCUGGUCUCUAAAACAUUAAUUUAUCAUUGGUAAUUAUUGAAGUAGAUUCUCCAGGUAGGUCCACCAGUGAAUAUUUUUAGUAGGAAUUUUUAUUAAUUACUCGAGUACCCCCUCCCCGCUCAGCUCGUUGCCGUGUGGGGGCUUAGUGGGCGGCUGCCGGAGUGUGAUGCUCCCUGGGACAGUCCUCUGUCCCUUUCUAGCCUUGUGCUCCUGCUGCCGUCCUCUCCAAUU
Molecule: messenger RNA, 2753 nt
Organism: Procambarus clarkii (red swamp crayfish)
Lineage: Eukaryota; Metazoa; Arthropoda; Malacostraca; Decapoda; Cambaridae
Product: TAF5-like RNA polymerase II p300/CBP-associated factor-associated factor 65 kDa subunit 5L
Biological process (GO): transcription initiation at RNA polymerase II promoter
Cellular component (GO): transcription factor TFIID complex
Molecular function (GO): RNA polymerase II general transcription initiation factor activity; protein binding
Source: RefSeq, a predicted model, not a curated record